Messenger RNA from Trichobilharzia regenti, 501 nucleotides. The record is from the annotation of a GenBank genome assembly. NCBI's taxonomy places the organism in Eukaryota, Metazoa, Platyhelminthes, Trematoda, Strigeidida, Schistosomatidae.
AUGUUUACACCACUGUGUGACUCUAAACGCAUACUAUCAAGUGCCUGGAUUAUCAGUCAAAAGUUACACACAGGUAGCGUAGUCUGCAAAAAUAGUAGAGUUGGUGUGGUGCGUAGAACAAGAGAUUGUUCUAUACCUCAGACGUAUGAGCAAACCAAGAAGCCACAUCAGAUAGGCCUGAUGAAAUCAUGGAAUUCUUGGAAUACUUCAAAUUUAGAUGGAGAAAAACGUUACACUGCUGAAGUCACACUUCACGAUCAGUUUAUUCGAAAGUUUAUCAACGGGACGUUUCCUUUAAUGGUUCAAAGUGAGGUUAUUAUUAAACGACAAUGGAAUGUGAUACGUGUAGCUUUCCUGCUUCAUCCACGAUUGACACCAGGCGAAAUUAACUUUCUUAUUGGUUAUACAGAAGAAAUGCUUUCCCUUAUACUUCGAUGUAUUGUUAAAUUAGAAAUCCAGUUGAUCCCAUCUAAGAAGGAUGUAAUAUUUCGUUAUGUUUAA